GAGCCCAAAUUUGGUCGCAAGAUCAAGAAUUUCAAGGGAUGAAGAGUAUGAUUUUGACGAUGCCACGUCCAAGCUGACACCUCUAUCGGUAGUGGCGGAUGCGUUUGUAGAGCUUUCUGAAGUGGUGAAGGCCAAUGGCUUUGAUUAUGAUCUUGAUUUGAAGACAUUUUGUGAUGCAUGUUCGCUUGUUUCUCAUCUCUUUGGUUGUUUGGGCAAGCCUUUUAAAUUUGCUGAAUUGGAUUAUCGUUCCAAGGUGAGUGAUCUUGCAGAAGCAUCAGAAAGCUAUGGAACUUUAAACAACAUUCUCAAUUUUGAUGUGCAAAACGACACGGUGAGGGUACGGGGAAGUCUUUCACGUUAUCUGCGCAGAGUCAGACAGGGUCUUGAUCUCCUCCGAGCUCUAUUCCAAAACUUUGUUUCAUCAGAUGAUACCUGUUUGAAAGAAGCAGCCUCAACAGCUUAUGCAAAAACAUGCGCACCAUAUCAGACGUGGGCUGUGAGGACUGCUGUUUCGAUGAAUCGGCACAAAGGGAAAUGGUAA
This is a messenger RNA of Sesamum indicum (sesame), 541 nucleotides long. The record is from RefSeq and is a predicted model, not a curated record. Lineage: Eukaryota; Viridiplantae; Streptophyta; Magnoliopsida; Lamiales; Pedaliaceae.